GCGGCGAUUGCUUGGUCUGUUUAGUUUAAAAAUAGUAAAUGCAACGAACUUUAGUGUUUUACUGGCCCACUCUUGAUGACAAGACCUGACAGCUGGAGCAAUGAGCUUGGUAAACGACAUGCAAGUCACCCCGAGCCCCAGUUUGGUUGCCACGAGUCGUGGCGACCUGGAAAAGGUUAUGGCCAUGCUCGUCCUGGGACUGGGAAGCCUUUUGUCCGGAAUGCUUCCCGCCUGUAUUUCUGAAAGGAAUCGUCGCCGCUUUCCGCUGACCACAUCGCUGCUCCUUUGCUUCGGGGCAGGCAUCCUGCUGGCCACCGCACUGGUUCACAUUCUGCCCGAGGUGCGCGAGCAAAUGGACUCGAAAUUCGCCGAGGUGGCCAUGUGCGGCGGCUUCUUCAUCAUCUACUUCAUCGACGAGUUCAUACACUACUUCUUUGGCGAGGCCAUCCAGCAUACUCACUCCCAGGCACCAGAGACUCAGCCUGUGAGGCGACCCACCAAUGGAUCUGGCUACGGCGCAGUGGGUGAGCGGGCGCCUCUUUUAUCAGCGGAGCCUUCGUCACACGGUCAUUCGCACCACCACAAUGACCACGAUCAUGACCACGAUCACCCGUACAGAGCAUCCGGCUGCGAUGAGGCCAGUGUCGAGGACGCCAACGCCCGCAUCUGCCACACCAGCCACACGGAACCCUGUGCCCAGUCCAUGACCGGUACCCUGGGCCUCUUUGUGGCCCUCUCCCUGCACUCUGCCAUCGAAGGAUUGGCUAUCGGAGUCCAGAAUUCGUCCACAAAGGUUCUAUUUCUUCUGGGGGCCGUCGCCUGUCACAAGUUUGUGAUGGGCUUUUGUCUGGGACUCGAGUUCCGCUCGAAUCCACAGACAAGUUUUCGCGCCCAAUUCGUCGGCAUCUCGGUGUUUGCUCUGGGAGCCGUUAUUGGCAUUGGCCUGGGUAUGCUUAUCGUGGAUGUGCCCUCCGCCUGGUCCAGCAAAACUCUCCCCAUCAUUCAGGCUCUGGCGGGAGGUACACUCUUCUACGUCACUGUCUGCGAAGUGAUUCCGCGCGAGAAGGCGCGCUGGCACUCGAAUAGCACACGACGCUGGGCGGGAUUUGCUCAGUUCGCAACUGUGGCCGCCGGCUUUGCCACGAUGUGCAUCAUAAAUUUUUAUCUGUCUGAUGAGUAAUAUGAAUCUGGCCUACGGAACCUUGCGCUGUGACUUAAUGUGCCGCUUUUUAAACAUUAAUAGAAAUAUGAUAAUUUUAUGCAUUGGCAGCUGUUAGUUUUUUAUGUAAGACCCCUCUGUUAUGUGCAUUCCAAAUGAAUCUUUAAUAGCCAUAAUAUAAGUUAGAAAGUUCAAAGCACAAA
This is a messenger RNA of Drosophila subpulchrella, 1362 nucleotides long. RefSeq names its product zinc transporter ZIP3 (gene Zip88E). The transcript is spliced from 5 exons. Lineage: Eukaryota; Metazoa; Arthropoda; Insecta; Diptera; Drosophilidae. Gene Ontology annotation, biological process: zinc ion transmembrane transport. The record is from RefSeq and is a predicted model, not a curated record. Bases 101 to 1180 code for a protein of 359 amino acids. Gene Ontology annotation, cellular component: plasma membrane. Gene Ontology annotation, molecular function: zinc ion transmembrane transporter activity.